Linderina pennispora is the source of this 981-nucleotide messenger RNA. RefSeq lists its product as uncharacterized. The transcript has a single exon. Bases 238 to 897 code for a protein of 219 amino acids. Lineage: Eukaryota; Fungi; Kickxellomycota; Kickxellomycetes; Kickxellales; Kickxellaceae. The record is from RefSeq and is a predicted model, not a curated record.
AAUUAAAAAUCAACGCAAUCAACAAAUGCGUCUGCCUGGGCUGCGGCCAAGGUUCAAGGAACUGAAAAUCUGUAAACAGCUCCUGCCAAUAGCCCAGCAAAUCUCGACAACCCAAAUACCUGCUGCGGGUAAUGGUCCAUUUCCGGUAGCACCCUUCGAAUUCUUAUGAGGGAUUUCCAGAACACCUAUUGAAUUGCAGGCGCUGCUGGGGUUGCUUUUCGAGUAUUUAAGCAGCGAAUGUCGGAUGCAGUCCUGAUACAUCUGCGCAGAUACGCACUCACCCCUUCAACCCACUCAAGCCAAGCCUCCGUCAAUUUCGCCAUGUCGAUUCCAACCGUCUUCCACAACUCCAACUGCCAGUCACUGUCUAACCUCGGUGGUGGCGGCAUGCUGCAGUUCUGCAACACGUUCGACCCACGCAAGCGGCCACCGGCUGACUAUUGCGAAAUUUUCACGCAGGACGACUACAACACGUACCAAAUUGGAUGCAUCAACUACCGUGGUGGGACGUUCGUCGACAAUAACAACAACACGGUAGCGAUUGAGCGCCCGCCAGGUUUGGUUGUUGGUAUUGAUGCACCAGUCGAGUUUCCGGUCGGUUCCCACAACAACUACGUGUUUAUUCCUCGCAGUCAGCAGCACACUACAACAACAUCAGAGACCCCGACGUCGACUGCGAUGACCCUGCAUACCAUGUGCCACGGGUUCUACGAUUCCACUAGUGGCACGUCCUGCUCAUAUGAGACAAUGUGGAUCCCAGUGACGUCCUGGACGCCCUGGACAUAUGAUCCGGAGACGUACACGGGCACACCGCAGCCCAGCUACCCGGAGGAUUGGGAUGCGUCGUCUGCGCCGGAGGAAGCCUCCAAGGUGUGGAGCUACACCACCUAUUCCUAAAUAUAUGUGUACUUCAGUAGCCGCUUAGGGCUGGCUCUUCUUUUUGACAUGGCAAUAGAGUACUUGGCUUUCUUUUCUGCGCAG